Ruditapes philippinarum (Manila clam) is the source of this 4633-nucleotide messenger RNA. Its product is annotated as leucine-rich repeat flightless-interacting protein 2-like. The coding region runs from base 260 to 3406 and encodes 1048 amino acids. The record is from RefSeq and is a predicted model, not a curated record. NCBI's taxonomy places the organism in Eukaryota, Metazoa, Mollusca, Bivalvia, Venerida, Veneridae. Gene Ontology annotation, biological process: regulation of DNA-templated transcription. The transcript is spliced from 7 exons.
UCCGGAAACUCGCCAUUUGUCGUAAAAUUUCACUUUGAGGAAGUGUGUUUUUCUUUUGCCAAACGGGUUUUCUGGGCAAAGUUACAUUAAGAACGUAAGGAAAACAAACGAAACAACUGCGUUUAAUUUAUGGUUUGACCAGAAAUUUUAUAGUAGUUACAUCAUUUUUGAUGGAUCAUCAUCUUUCUCCAAAAAUAAUGCAAACUCAUUAAUUUUUCUACUUUCGGCUCUACAAAACUGUAAAUAAGCAGCACAAAAAAUGAGUUCAGGGAGAAGAAGAACGACUGACAGGCAUUAUUCAGCUGAAGAACAAGCCUUGGAUCAGAUUUCUAAAGAGGCUGAAGAAAGAAUACAAGCACGGCGGCAAGCUCGGGCAGAAGCAAGAGAAAUACGACUUAAAGAAAUAGAGAGACAACAAAAGGAGGAGGAGGAUAAACAAAAGGCACAGUCACAAGGUUCAGACGCUAAGAGUGUGUCCAGUUUUUCUGGCUCUAGACGGGGCAGCAAUGAAUCUACAGAGUCCGAUGUUUCCUCGAAGGACAGCAGGGAUCCCAAGGAUCAGGUCCGACAAUUUAAGAAUCAAUUACGAGAAUUGGAGGAGAAGUACAAGGCGGCUAUGGUGACAAAUGCUCAACUAGAUAAUACAAAAACAAGUCAAGUGUUCCAAUUAGAACUGCUGAAAGAACAGUUAGAAGAACAAGAAGAAGGCAUGAUAGAAGUACAGAGAGAGUAUAAAGAUAAAUGUAGAGAAUAUGACCUUUUAAAAAGGGAUCAUGAAAGUUUAAAAUUAGAAUUUGAUGGAAUCAAGCAACAAAUAGAAAUUAAAGAUAAAUUAUUAAAGGAAAGUGGUUUAGUCAUUGUUACUACAGACGAAGGCGAGUUUUCCCUCACAAAGUGUUCCAACAUGUCUGAUGUGCCUAUACCAGAGCUGGGUUCUUCCAUUAUUUCAGAAGAGGCUGCUGACUUGCUUAAGAAAGCAGGAGAAGGAACUUUAGGUAAUGCUGAAGUGAAAGCUGAGUCUGUAAAUAAGAAAACUGAUAAUAUUGAAUCUGUUGUAGAGAAUAAGGUAAAUAAGGGUUCGUCUUUAGUGGAUGUUGAUGUUGAGGUUAAUAGAAAAGGUAGUGGCUCUGAAGACAUUCAUGUUGUGGAUGGUCUUGAUAAAGGGAAACUGUCUAACAAUACAGAGGAUACAGAAGAUGUGAACAAUAAUGCAGAAAACAAUGAUAAUCUUAUUACUGGUAAAGACACUUCCGUGGAAGGAAAUGUUGAUUUUGUUACAGAAGAAUCAAAACCUGAAAAUGUAAUUGUAAAAGAUGAUGUGAGAGAUAAUAGGAAAGAAGAUAAAUGUUCUGAGUCAGAUGAGAAUGAGGUUUUUUAUGAGAGUAAGAGUGAGGUGUCCCCUACAGGGUGUGUAGAUGUAAGGGGUGCUGGUGAGCAAGAGGUAGGGAAUGAGAUAGCAGAUUUAGAAAGCCCACAAAAUAAUCAGGUAGAAAUGAAAGUUGAAAGUGAAGAAAAGGAAGAUAUUGUAUUAGAAGGGAAUAAGAGUAAAGAUGUAAAUGCUGAGGGUCAAUUGUCUGAAUCAGAGUUUAUUGAGGAAAAGGGAAAUGAUUUAGAAGGGAAAGAGGUUGUAGACAUUGGGGCUACAGAAGGUAAAUUAUCUGUAUCUGAAAGCUUAGACAUAAAACCAAAAUCAGGGAGUGUGAGUAGUUUAAAAAAAUUAGUGUAUUGUGCGAGUGGUAUAAGUCUUGAAAGUGAUGUUACAUAUCACAGUGAAUCAGAUGAUGAAUUUGUUGAAGAGACUGAAGUAAAACAGGUAAAUGAUGGGUCAGAUAUUGAGAAUAUUGAUGUAGAUUUUGAAGACGAAAAAGUAUUGAUGAGGGAUAAAGAUAAAUUUUUCAUCCCAACCACUGAACCACUUAAAGAAGAAUUUAAGGUAGAUGAAUCAGUAAAUGUAGCUUUAGGAGGUAAUGUAAAAUUUGGAUUAGAUAAUGAGGAAAUUUGUACUUCUAAUGAUAGUGUAGAUGUCAAACCUGGUGCUGAUUUAGAAACAAAAGUAGAUGUAGAUAAACCUGUAGUUGGAAAUACCGAUAGUUCUAAAUCACCUAAGUUAGAUGUUGUGUCUGAAGUAGAUCACAAGGUUAAUGACCCAAAGGCAGAAGUCUGUACUUCUCUAUUCCACAAUGAUGAGGUGUUUAUGUCAUUACCUACAGGUCAGAUUGGUAACGAGCAGAGUAUGAUUGAAUUUGCAAAAAAUUAUGUCACUGAUAUAGUCCUAAAGUCCGUAGAUUUGUACAAUAAGGAGGUAAAAGAAGAGAAAAUUAUGGUAAGACAGCAAUCUUGCACUUCAGCUAAUAUUGAUAUAUCUAUUCCCAAAAGGCACUAUUCUGAGGAGUUGGUUGAUACAGCAUCUGCUGUCAUGCCUAGAAAGUUGUCUUCAGGUGGCUCUGUUGAAAUUCUGAGUCCGUUAGUUCAUUUACAAUCUGAAAAAAGUGGUGACUUGAAAUUUUUUUCAUACAAAGUAGAUACAGAUGCUGAUGUUGUUUUGACUUCCAUAGAGGAAGAGAAGAAUCCCCUGGAAGGUAUGGUUACAAUAGAUGGCAUGCCAUCUCCCAUAUCUGGUUUUGGUAUUUGCUACUCUGGUGUCAAAGGUCAUUCAGAUAUAGACUCUGACAGUGACGAUAGCGAUGAUGAAACUGAAGACCUAGGGGCAGAAAUGGGACCAGGAAUUGAUUUCAUUUCAAUGCCGGUAGCUACCGAUAAUGUAAAGGAUGAUUCUAAAGAUAUUCAGAAAAAUGAGAGUGAUGGAGAAGGCAGUAAAGUAGGCAAUAAUGUAGAAACCACAGAUGUUUCAACUGAAGUAAAUGUUCCUUCUGUUGAUAAAUCAGAUGAAUGUGUAGAUACAAGUAUAGGUAAUACAAAGACAGAAGUAGAUAGUGAACAGAGUAAGGAUGUAGAUAAGUUACAAGAUGAUUUAGUAAAUGAUUCAAAUCAGCUUGACAAUGAAGAUGUAGAAAAGGUUAAUGAGGGAGGUGAGAAUUUAAGUAGUUUUUAUAAAGGGAUUGAAUCUGAAGUAAGCAAAAUGGGGGGAGGAGGUAAUGGUGAUGAAGUCACUGAUAAUGUGACUGAUUUGGAGGAAAAUUCAUCUUCAAAGUUGGAUGGGGAUAUAAAUGUAAUACCUAUUGAGGGGGCAACAGGGGGUGAUAAAGAUGAAGAAUUGCAUUCUGGGGCAAAUGUAUCAAAGUCUGUCGACAGUUCACCGGAGGCAGGGUCAAGGUUAUCAGGGGAAAUAUCUCCAAAUGAAGAAAGUGGUCAUAGCGUUGAUUCAAACUCAGGCAAGGCUAAAAAGAAGGGAUCAAAAAAGAGGGGGUCAAAGAAAAAUUCUAAAGAAGAAUGCCUAAUCAGUUAGAAUAAAAUAUAAACGGCCUACAAUUUAAAUUUUUUUUACAUUUUAAAUAAUUUUUAAUGUUUCACACAUUUAAGGAAAUCUUUUAAAGUUUUGUUUCAGCUUUUAAUCUGUAUUGAAAUUGUAUUUUUUUUUAAGUAGUAAAAUUCUGUUUGUUUCUUAAUGUUAAGUUUAUGCAAAUAUUUAACAAUUGUUACUGUUAAAUCUACAAAAAUGUGGGUUUUUGGAUACAUUUUAUUGCAAGUGUGUGAUAUGUAUGUUGGUGCUAAUGUAUUAUGUGAAAAAGCAAAUCUUUGCCAAUAUCUUAUUUAAAUGGUCAAUAUAUUUUUUUCAUGGUCAAUAUUUUCAGGGUCAAUAUUCUAUUUCCAUAGCCAAUAUUUAUUUUCAUGAUCAAUAUUUUACUUGAUGGUCAAUCAUUUUUCGUGCUACUAAGUUGGGUAGUUUAAUUUGGAUAAGAGAUUUUGGGACCAUUGUUCAAGACAGAAAGUUAAUACAAGCUGUUUGCUAUCAGUUUCUCUACUUGUAGUAGGGUUUGUUAGCGAACAGCAUGGAUCCUGAUCAGACUGCCCGGAUGCUGGUCGCAAACGCUCUAUGUUGGUUUUGUCAUUGCACGGCUAAUAUAUAGUCUGAUUUCAUUUACCUUUCAAUUAAGAAUACAUUAUAGUACUAAUUUAAGUAUUUGGUCUCACUUCGACUUGCCCGUGUAAUGUACAAGAAUUAAUAUCGAAUAACUAAUGUUUUAAAAAUUAAAUUAGCUUAAUAGCCUUUACAAAAUACCUUAAAUAAUGUUUAAAUUAUAAAUAAGAAAAAAAACAUGGACAUAUGAGGUCUCAUACUCUCACAACACAUCACAAAUGUUUUUUUUUACCUUAAUGCGCAUUAACGCUCAGUAUAAAUUCGCAGACAUAAGUUGAAUUUAAAUACAUCAUACUGCGUACAUCUCACGAUAUUGACCUAAAUGUUAUCGAAAAAUUAAUGUGCUGUGUGCAUUGACUGUAUAAUCAGUAUGCAAUUGACAGGUUAGUAAAAGCAAACAAUAAUAACACUGUAGGAACAGUUUUAGAGAUUGUUUUUCAAAAUUCCAUCAAUUAUUAUUACUAUAUGUAUAGUAUAUGUAAGUAAAGUGUUAUUUUUAGAUUGUAGGAAUAUGUGCUAUUUUUAGAUUGCAUAUGUAGCGCUCUUAUUAGAUUUUAAGUUUGGUGCUUGUUUUAAGUCACAGCUUACAUGAUG